AUGGGCACAGAAAUCGAGAAGGGUAGAACUGCGGCUGAAUCGGUCUCAUUCGUCAACGAUGUCCCGUUCGUGGUGGUCGUCGUCGAGAGCAUUGUCGUCGCAGACUCUCCAUUCAUGGCGCCCUACUUCGGCUCUUCUUCUGCCCCAGUCACCAGCUGGGGGUACAAUUGGGCUGUUUGGAGAUGGCACAUGCACUGGCUCGACAAACACUUUCAGGAGCUAAUCGUCUCUGUCUCGUGGACGAAGUUGUCUAAGAAUGGCAGUUCACCAAACUGUUCUUCGGCUGAUGGCAAUCAAGACUGA
Molecule: messenger RNA, 303 nt
Organism: Protopolystoma xenopodis
Lineage: Eukaryota; Metazoa; Platyhelminthes; Monogenea; Polystomatidea; Polystomatidae
Source: the annotation of a GenBank genome assembly